Phycodurus eques (leafy seadragon) is the source of this 915-nucleotide messenger RNA. It is a transcript of the gene sycp3, whose product is annotated as synaptonemal complex protein 3. Gene Ontology annotation, cellular component: synaptonemal complex. Lineage: Eukaryota; Metazoa; Chordata; Actinopteri; Syngnathiformes; Syngnathidae. The record is from RefSeq and is a predicted model, not a curated record. Gene Ontology annotation, biological process: spermatid development; meiotic cell cycle. The coding region runs from base 110 to 838 and encodes 242 amino acids. The transcript is spliced from 8 exons.
UUAACGAAGUUAAAUUCACAUUUAUCACAGACGUCACCUCAGCGCGCUAAGCUAGCAUUAACAUUAGCCACCGUUAUCUUUCGCCGCCUAGCUUAGCAAACUCGAUAAAAUGUCGGCCGGCAAGAGAAUGAGGAAGAAAAGGCUCUCCGAAGAAGAUGUUGGUAAACUAUUUGACUUUUCUCCAAUUGCCAAGAAUAAAGCGCUCCACUGUGGCUCAGAAGAUGAUCUCGGACAAGCGGAAGACAAAACUCCAAGUGAGGAAAAAGCUCCGUUGAGAAAAAGAGCUGCCGCCGACUUCAAACAUGAAGAAACUGCAGUUGCUGUCGGGAGUGAAGUUCACAACAUGUUGGAGCGCUUUGGAGCUGACAUCAACAAAGUGAUGCUCACCAAGCGCAAGCGUCUGGAAAGUCUGACCAAGACUUACAUGAACGGAGGGCAGCAGAAAAUGGAGCAACUUUGGAACAACUACCACAAGCAAAGGCAGAAGAUGACGCAGGACUGUUCUCAGCAGUUGUCGUCGGUUCUGCAGCAGUGGCGGCUGGAAGCUCAGCAAAUGGAGGAGCAGGAGGAGAAGCUCAAUAAUCUGAUGCGCCAGCAGCAGAAGGUGGUCCAGCAGACCAAAGUUCUUCAGAACCAGAAACUGGAAUCCAUCCAAGAGCUGUUCAAGCACUUCGUCAAGAACAUGGAGGAGAUGGAGAAGAGCCAAGAGGGUGUCCUGCAUCAGGCCCAGCAGGAGCUGAGGAAGGAGAUGGCCACCAUGCAGAAGAAGAUCCUCACGGAAACCCAACACCAGGAAUUGGCGUCCGUGCGCAAGUCCCUGCACACCAUGUUCUUCUAGGCUCCUCACUUCAUCCUCAUCUUCUCCUCUCUUGCUCAUGUUACCGUGGACACGCAAUUGUUCUGUGUCGUCGUCUU